Messenger RNA from Corylus avellana, 1218 nucleotides. RefSeq names its product P-loop containing nucleoside triphosphate hydrolases superfamily protein. The record is from RefSeq and is a predicted model, not a curated record. NCBI's taxonomy places the organism in Eukaryota, Viridiplantae, Streptophyta, Magnoliopsida, Fagales, Betulaceae. Gene Ontology annotation, molecular function: GTP binding.
CCGAACAAGAAAAAUGUUGGUACUGAGAAACCGCAUGCUCGCUUCUCUCGUAUUGCCUCCUCCUUCACCGCUACUUUGUAAACCCACAACUUUCGGUUUCUGUCUCCCAACCCUUCUAUCCCACUCGACCCGCCGCCGGAACCCGACACAGAAUGCCUCCUCGGCCUCCAAGACCACCCAGAGCCCACCAAUGGCCGACGCGGCCCGGUUCGUCCGGACCGUCCUGUUCGUGCCGCCCGGGGUAGAGCCGGACGAAGUCACCGAUGAGAUGGUCCUGCCCGGAUCCAACAUCGUGGUCGGACCCUACGCGGGUGACGCCCGGAUUCGGGAGGUGGAGUUCAUGAAGAGUAGUCCGCGGGCCAAGGAUUGCCCCAAAGAUGGCCGGCCCGAGUUUGCCAUUCUGGGUCGCUCUAAUGUCGGCAAGUCUUCGCUUAUCAAUGCCCUCGUUCGCAAGAAGGAAGUUGCUCUUACAUCUAAGAAACCAGGAAAGACUCAGCUUAUCAAUCAUUUCUUGGUGAAUAAGAGCUGGUAUAUCGUGGAUUUGCCUGGUUAUGGGUUUGCUAAAGCCCCAGACGCUGCUCAAAUGAAUUGGUCUGCAUUCACUAAGGGCUAUUUUUUAAACAGAGAUACCCUUGUUGCUGUCCUACUUCUCAUUGAUGCAAGUGUUCCACCGCAGAAGAUUGACCUAGACUGUGCCAAUUGGCUUGGACGAAACAAUAUACCAAUGACUUUCGUUUUCACAAAAUGUGACAAAAUGAAGGCAAGCAAAGGAAAAAGGCCUGAUGAGAACAUCAGAGACUUUCAACAGCUGAUCAAACAAAACUACCGGCAACAUCCCGCAUGGAUCAUGACUAGCAGUGUCACUGGUUUGGGCAGAGAUGAGCUUCUCCGACAUAUGUCGCAGCUAAGGAACUACUGGGAUCAGUAGGAACAGAUUCAAAAUAUUGCGAAAUGUAAUCCAUUUAAAGAGAAGGUAGGAUUUUUAAUUGAAAGAAAACGUGCAAAGCUAAAAAGAAAGAAAGAUACAUCGUUAUCAUAACUAUGAGAAGCACAAAAACCUUAAACCCUAUGGACUUGAACCGGGUUGCCUACAGUGUCUUUCUAUUGCCUUCAUGUCCUGAUUGAAUCCUUCUGAAAUGUAACAGAGAUUUGUAUAUUGACUCAAAGCUGGGAUAACAUUCUCCAUGUGUAUAUAAAUGAAUGAUAUCUUGUGCUUUG